UUCUGAUUUCCAUUGUCAAGACAUGGAUACUGAUCUUUACAUAGCUGCUAAAACUGGGGAUAAGGACUACUUGCAGAAGCCACAUAGCCUCCAGAGUAUUCCCUGCCAAGCCACAUCCCAGAAACGCAAUGCUCUUCACAUUGCUGCUAAUUUCAAGUGCAUAGGCUUUGCUGAAGCUCUUGUUGAGAAGUUUCCAGAGCUUCUGACUAGAGCUGACUUCAAAGGCAACACUCCGCUGCAUAUCGCCUCGAGAACUGGCUGUAGUGACAUGGUUAAGUGCUUUCUUGAAAGUAAAAAUGCCAAGCAAGCACUGCAAAUGAAGAAUGAGAGGGCUGAUACGGCACUGCAUGUGGCUGUGAGCAAUGGUCAUCUUGAGGUGGUGAAACCGUUGGUUCAAGAAAAUCCUAAGUUGUUGGAUUUGGUUAAUAAUCAUAAAGAGUCCCCCUUGUAUUUGGCUGUGGAAAGGGGGUUUUUCAAUAUUGCUGACGAACUGUUGAAAGGAAACAGUUCUGAAUGUUCCUGUGAGGGCACGAAAGGGAUGACCGCUUUACAUGCAGCUGUGAUUCGUACCCAUAAAGGUCCUGAGCUGGGUAAACCCAUACCCCCCGAGCUGUCUGUAAAUGGACUUGGACUGCAUCUACGAGGAGAAUGGUUUCCAGGAACACAAUCCAAUGUUGGUUAUUUGUUAUAUCAUGCUGCAGGCCAAGAAUUUCCAGAAUUAUCUCUAGAAAAACUUCGCCGUGUGGUUACAAACUUUUUCUUUAGGGUACGAGGACACUUCAAAGGAAAACAAUUGAAUGAUGAAAUUGAUAUUAUGGAAGUACUAUUUGAAAUGAAGAAGGAUGUGAUAAAAAAGGCAGAUGAAUUUGGGUGGACCCCUCUUCACUAUGCUGCCCACUUGGGUCACCUCAAAGCAACUGAGAAGUUACUGAAGUAUGACAAAUCUGUUGCUGGCUUAUUGGAUGUAGAACACAGUUGUGCUCUCCACAUUGCAGCCAAAGAGGGCCACACUAAUGUAAUGGAACAGAUUAUCACAUGUCUUCCAGAUGUUCAUGAUUUGAUUGACAACAAAGGCCGCACAAUUCUUCAUGUUGCAGCUCAAUAUGGAAACGCUAGAGUCGUUAAGUAUAUCCUGAAGAAGCCAAACUUGGAAAGUAUCAUAAAUGAGCCAGAUAAUGAAGGUAACACACCACUUCAUCUAGCUGCCAUUUAUGGACAUUACGGGGUUGUGAUUAUGUUGGCUGCAGACGAUAGAGUGGACAAAAGGGCAAUGAACAAUGGGUAUUUGAAGACUAUUGACAUUGUCCAGUCAAAUAUGGAUAUUGGAGAAAUAAUCAAGUAUUGGAUCAUGAGGAAGUUGGAGCAUGCUGGUGGUCGACAAAGUUUACACCGGUUGGUCAUUAGAGACAAUGCAUAUAUGCAAAAUGGUGACAAUGAAGGAUACCAGGAAAAUGCAAAUAUGCGGACUGAUAACAAUGGACAUCAAAAGAGCAGUGAUGGCAUAGAUCGUAGUGCUAGCGAUAGCAGUACUCAGAGCAGUGAUGGCAUAGAUCGUAGUGCUAGCGAUACCAGUACUCAGAGCAGUGAUGGCGCGUCUCGUACUGCUAGCAAUAUGAGUAUACUUCUUGAUAGGAACAGAGAAAUCAUGAAAGAAAAGGAACUUCGAUCUCAUCGUCUCAAGGACAUUUCCAACACCCAUUUAUUGGUCGCGACGCUAAUAGCAACUGUCACUUUUGCAGCAGGCUUUACUCUACCUGGUGGGUACAAUGAUGAUGACCCCGACAAAGGUAAAGCAGUUCUCUCAACAAAGAUAGCCUUCAAGGCCUUCUUGUUGUCAGAUGGUAUAGCUUUCUAUUGCUCAACUGCAGCAGUGUUUCUCCACUUUUUUGCUUCACUGGAACGAAACUAUCAUCUGCUUCUACGUUUCAUAAAAUUUUCAGCCAUACUCACAUACGUUUCCAUCCUAGGAAUGGUGAUAGCAUUUACUUCUGGCAUUUAUUUGGUGCUACCCAGUUCCUCAGAGCUUUCAACCUCUGCAUUUGUGCUUGGGUGUCUGUUCCUGACCUUUUACAUCUUUGGGGUUCUGUAGAAGUGGCUGUGUAGGAUUCACCUCUGAGUUAUGUACUCUUCUGUCUUAAUGAAUUCAGUCUGUUAAAAAGACAUGUAAAAUAAUAUUGAUGUAUGGGAAUUUGAUUUGUGCAUGGCUUGUUAAUUUGGAAGAGGGGUGUGGGUGAUUUAUGCA
Molecule: messenger RNA, 2242 nt
Organism: Vitis riparia (riverbank grape)
Lineage: Eukaryota; Viridiplantae; Streptophyta; Magnoliopsida; Vitales; Vitaceae
Product: ankyrin repeat-containing protein At5g02620-like
Exons: 5
Coding region: 23-2089 (688 amino acids)
Cellular component (GO): plasma membrane
Molecular function (GO): protein phosphatase 1 binding; protein phosphatase regulator activity
Source: RefSeq, a predicted model, not a curated record